GAGUAGAAAACUGCCCCUCAUAGUGCCAGUUUUACCAGGAAAUACCAAGCAAGAGUUUCGUUUUAGCUUGUGUGGGUUAGCAGGUGUAGUUUGCUAGCACUUAAGCUAGCUUUAGACACUGCAAAUACUUUUGUGGCUAUGGGUUUUUGGUUUAGUUUUAGCGUGACCUUGCUUCUGUCUUUCUGGGCAACUGUGAAAUGUGAUCAAAUCCCCAAUGGAGUUCUUCAUAUGGAGUGUCAUGAUCGUUCCCUCAUGAUAGCUGCUGAUCUCUCCUUUACCGGGGAUGAACCUCGCUUUGAGGCUGUUGAUGAGACAGGUGUGUAUCCCAUCACUGUGCAGUAUGCAGCAGAGUGUGGAUACUGCAUCAGAGUUCUUCCUGUACCUGACCGCGUGGAGCUCCGAGCUUCUUACUUCAGCUGUCACACCAACAACAAAGAUGAUGAAGUGUUUACGUUCAACUUCAACCUGAUUGCGACUCAUGAAGGACAGGAGGUCUCCUACGCCUUGAAUAAGACCUGUUCUCCAUCUCUCCCCUGGUCUCCCAGAGAGGUUACCUGUGAGCUCAACUACAUGGAGGUGUCUGUGAGGAGUGAUGUGACCUGUCCAACUGGAACAAAGCCAAAUGACUGGGAUGCUACAGUCCAGACUGCAUAUAGUGGAGCCACAUCAGACUGGCAGGUGAUGUUUCAAAAGGAUGAUCCAGUACCUAUGAACCUCACUGAGGCUCAUGAAAGGGGUUACGCAUUUGACUUGACUGAUGGAAGGCUAGUUUUUCGUACACCAUAUGGACAACCUGACUCAUUCAGCACUGAGGUGAAUGGUGUUCCAGUAGAGGUCGUCCAUGCGACUCUGUUCUCCAGACAAAGCUGGGUCGUCCUCAUGGUGGACCUGGUGGCUGCAUGCUCCAUGGAUGAAGGCUCGUAUGACGACAGCGGCUACAUGAUGUGGCAGACUCCAGAGGUUCUCCACCCGCUGGUAUCUGGUCAGCAUGCGAUGCAGAUCAACACUGGAGUCAAUGGUGAACCUGUGGAGCAGCAGGUUGCAGAGCAGAGGGGCUACAUAGUGGAGAAACACAACAACACAGUGCAGAUCAGCAUCCCUUAUAAUGCUGAAGGGGGAUACAGGAAGAGCUUUGUGUCCGGUGACCUGUUUGAGUACUACGUCUUUGAUCUGUGCUUGGAGAAGCUCUUUGUGGAUGGGGAUCACGUGGACACCAGACUCCGCUUUCACAGGACACUGGCCACUCCCUUGCUGCCAUACUUUCUUUUCACAGUAAACCGAACAGUCCUGGAGGAGCUCACCUUCACAGUCUACCUUGGAGAUGUCCCUGAAGAUGUUGAAUUGUUUGCCGUUUUUAUGAAUGGAGAAGAAUUCACAGUACCGUUUAUGAAUACAAGCAGCCACACAAUCACAAAAGUAGUUCAUCCCAACAACACUCACGGCUACACUCUGAAGGUGCCUUUUGAUGACCCUGUCGUCAUUCAGCAGUUCAUCAAAGAAGAUGAGAGGCUGCAGCACAGGCUGGACAUCAACUACACACUGACUGUGCUGCCUGAAAACCAGCCGUUUUACCACCUUGCUUCAGUCAUGGCAUUAAUGGAUGUCUCUCCUCCCAUCUUUGAUGCUGUCUGUUCUGAGUCUGGGAUCAGCUUCAGACUGGACCACCGGCCUUAUGACUAUCUGUGGCUGAUCACCAUUGGCUCAGACCCGCUGACAUCAGAGCUGGUGGCCCAGCACGGCUACAUCAUGAGCAAUGACAGCCAGAGUCUGCUGCUCGAGGUGCCGCUCUUCACUCACGGCUACGAGUACAAGGAAGUUACUCUGAAUGGAUUCUCUGGCACUUUUGAGAUCCUGGUGAGAGAUCCUGAAACCUUUACAGUCCAGAGCUCCACUGUUAAGACUUGUCCCUUCUCCAGCACUGAAUUCAUCAUGUGUUCGACUGAUGGGAGGAUGACUGUAGUGGCUGAUCUGUCUCUGGCCGUCCCACAUAGAGGAGUUCCUGCCAGAACAAACCUGCUCGACAAAUUCUGUGGCCCUAAAGAGACAGACAACACCAGGGCUUUCUUCUCUUUCCCACUUAACAGCUGUGGCUCCACAGUCAAGCUUGGCAAGGAAUAUGUGACAUAUGAGAAUGAGAUUUUCUUCAGUAAGUUGUCACGUGCUCUGAAAAAUCCAGCAGACUCCAGCACUGACAUUGACAGGGUGAUAAUUCAGUGCACAUAUCCUUUGGCUGGUCUGCAUCGUCUCUUCUCAGUGUACAGGUUUGAGUCUGACUCUGAGGGCGUUGGCAGUAUCGUACAUUCGGCACACUCCACUGAAGGUCUCAUCAGUGCAACCAUGGAGCCCACAACUGUUGUACAAACACGAGUGACUACCAGACGCACCAGAAGGCCCGUCUCUAGACGACCCGGCUACUAUCCUGCAGCCCAGCACAUCAAAGUGUCCAGCUUUCUGAGGAAUAUCUCUCAAAAAGGAGCAAGAGGACAAAUGCAAACCAAAGUGAAUGUUUUACUUUGAGUGUUUUUAAAAUGCAAAUUAAAGAUGUUUUGUAAAAUGA
This is a messenger RNA of Cheilinus undulatus (humphead wrasse), 2557 nucleotides long. RefSeq names its product zona pellucida protein AX 4 (gene zpax4). The coding region runs from base 139 to 2517 and encodes 792 amino acids. NCBI's taxonomy places the organism in Eukaryota, Metazoa, Chordata, Actinopteri, Labriformes, Labridae. The record is from RefSeq and is a predicted model, not a curated record. The transcript has 19 exons.